AUCACGUCUGCGCUCGCGCCUCUCCAUUGGCCGCCUUGCGCUCAUUUAGCUGCUGUCAGAGCGCGCGGCCCGGGCACGCACCGGUAACUUUUCCCAGUAAGGCUCAGCUUCAACCAAAGUCCGCUCCAACAAGUCCUUCCCAUUCCACGGAUGACACGGAGGAGGAAGACGCUGCAGUUUCAGCUCUGAGUGGAUUUCAGUCACUUCUUCCCUCCGUGUUUUUGGAGGCUGAAUGUUUCUGUCUGUCUGACUCUGUCCCACAAAGACGAGGUGAAUGUACAGCAUCAUGAUGGAGACGGACUUGCAUUCCCCCGUGGUGCCCCAGACCAACCCAUCCAACCCGGGGGGACAUGCGGGAGGAGGAGGCGGGGGGCCCGCAGGGAAGGUCCCCCAGGAGAGGAUCAAGAGACCCAUGAACGCCUUCAUGGUGUGGUCCCGGGGCCAGCGGAGGAAAAUGGCACAGGAGAACCCCAAGAUGCACAACUCGGAGAUCAGCAAGCGGCUGGGCGCGGAGUGGAAGGUGAUGACCGAGGCGGAGAAGAGACCCUUCAUCGACGAGGCCAAGCGGCUCCGGGCCAUGCACAUGAAGGAACACCCGGACUACAAGUACCGCCCGCGGAGGAAGACCAAGACUCUACUCAAGAAGGACAAGUACUCACUUGCCGGCGGACUCCUCGGUUCAUCGCCGGGUGUGGGGAUGGGCGGCGGGCAACGACUGGAGAGCCCCGGUGCGGGACAUGUGGGGGCCAGUGCGGGCUACGCCUCGCAUGUGAACGGCUGGGCGAACGGGACGUACUCGGGUCAGGUGGCGGCCGCAGCGGCGGCGGCUCACGCCAUGAUGCAGGAGGCGCAGCUGGCGUACACCCAACACCCAGGCAGCGGGGCUCACCCGCACCAUCACCCGCACCACCACCACCACCCGCAUCACCACCCGCACAACCCGCAGCCGGUGCACAGGUAUGACAUGAGCGCUUUGUCUUACAGCCCGAUCUCGAACUCUCAGAGCUACAUGAGCGCCUCUCCGCCGGGCUACGGCGGCAUCACCGGCUACACCCACCAGCACCAGAGCUCCGGGGUCUCCCCCGUGUCCGGGGCCAUCGGAGGGACUCUGGGUUCGCUCGUGAAAUCGGAGCCGAGCGUCAGCCCGCCCGUUUCCACGGCGCGCGCACCGCCGCCGUGCCCCACGGGAGACCUGCGGGACAUGAUCAGCAUGUAUCUGCCCACUGGCGAGGCGGCGGGCGGCGACUCCGUUCAAAGCAGACUGCAUGUGCUGCACCCGCAGCACUACCAGAGCGGGGGCUCCGCUGCGGUGAACGGGACGGUUCCACUCACGCACAUUUGAAACGUCCAUAUGAACUGUAAGCACUGCGAACACAACCAAAUAUUUCCACUCCACAUGCGGGCUCCAGCUGCUGGUGGACUGUAAAUUAUAGGCGGCUGCAGUCAUAAUAAUGCAAUCACUUUGAACUUUUUAUUAUUAUUAUUUUUUAAAUAAUAAUUGUUAUUUAAAAAAAAAAAAGAUGGAUCUUUUUGUCCGAAAGCGCCUCAGAUUUGCUGUCGCUUGCCAACUUGUGACACCGUUUAAAUUAUAAUCCGUACAGGCUGGUGCAAUUUAAAGCUUAUUUUAUUCUCCGACAUUUCGGCGGAAUUACAGACACCAGCCGAGUGUUUGGAGGAUGUUUUAAAGAGGGAAGCGUAUAAUAAAUGCAGAGCGGUGUGGAGAAAGAAAGAAAAAAAGUUUCAGGCUGCCGUUUAAAUUGAUUUCCAGUUUUGAUGCUUGUAAACAUGUGAGUCGGUGUAAUUUGAAUUUGUUCCUGUUGUUGUAAAAUCUUGUAAAUUGUGAAUAAAUAGGCCUACUGAAAACGCUUUUAUGCAACUGUAUACAUAAUUUACACAAAGGCAAAUCUAAAUUUUUGCAGCUGAAGCCGGAGCAGCGCUGACUUUAAUAAAUUUUCCAAGAUUUCUUUGUCUCUUGGAGAAACGUUACACUUUGUGUUUUAAUUUUUUAAUCACUUUCAUUUUAAAAGAAACCGCAUUUAUAACCUGAAGCACCAAUUUAUUUUUAUUUUGUAAACCAUGAGUCAAUUCACCAGAAUCGGGAAUAAAUCAGGAGUUGUUACAUAAAAUUAUUAAGAUAAAUAUUUUUUGCACAGCAGGCCUAAAAUAAUAUGCUGUAAAAUCGUCUUACUUAAAAAUGAUAAACAACUGGUUUAAUGUUUUUUGUUGUUGUUGAAGAAACGCCUAUGUACUUUAUUAUUCAGUUGAACAUUUUGAUAAAAAUAAUUUAUUUUAUGUUUAGGUGGGUCUGCCAAAAAUUGAUCUUUUUGUGUUUAUUUCCUUUUCUCCAGUUGUGAAAUUGUAUUAUAAAAACUUAGCACAGCACACAGGGCGCUACGUUUUGUGAUUCUGGUAUUUUUCCUAUUGUUUUAGUAAAUAUCACUUAUUUUGCAGACUCUUGUGUAGAUUUAAAAGGUGGAAAAUCGCCAAUGUGAUGCAUUUAAUUGCCAUAUUUGCCAUUUUGAUUUUAGCCUUGCUUAAAUAUUUUAAAUUGCUAUUUAUAUAUUAACUACUUUUUAUUUUAACAGGAACAUUUCCAAUAAUAAUUGAUUUCACAUUAUUUUGUUAGCAUCAUCAUGUGCAGGAGUCUUGAACUAACUCUGCACUCACACCAGUUUGUUUAAUUUCCCCUUUAGGCCAAAAGUAUCAUUGUUUGUCUACCUGUCUGUAGGAUUGUGACCUCAGCAGGCCAAAUCUCAAACAAAAGCCAAUCCGAUCACAGCAUCCCGCGGUUGGUUCACUUGUAUUUUUCAGCUGGGCUCACCUCAAACUUAUUACCACCUGUGUUUCUCAAAUCUCCCCCCCGCCUCCCUGACCUCCAGCAUCAAGCGCUUUGCAACUGUGUGUCUAAUUGCCACGGCUGUUAAAUGAUUUCCUUCUUUAAAUUUGAUGGCUGAAUCAGCAGAGGCCCCCGGGCCAGAGAGAGGGGGCAUGAAUGGGAGGAGGAGGCGAGGAGAGGAGGGGUUUUUUGUGUUGGAGGAGAAUGGGGAUUAGUCUUGGUGUAAGCCGGGCCGACUGCAGGGUCACGGCUGACAAAAAGGCCGGCCAACAACACCCCUGGUUCUAUCAGCCUAAUUCCCUCUCGGGCCUGAACCUGAAAACAAGAGGGGCAGCGAGGACGCAACCCAGUCCAGUCAAGCUGGGAAGUCCUCCAGAAUAAAUUGAAGAUAUUUCACUAAUUAUUUUAAGAAUUCAAGGGAAAAAAGAGCAAUAACUUGCAACUAACACAC
Xiphophorus maculatus (southern platyfish) is the source of this 3287-nucleotide messenger RNA. It is a transcript of the gene sox1b, whose product is annotated as SRY-box 1. Bases 275 to 1342 code for a protein of 355 amino acids. Lineage: Eukaryota; Metazoa; Chordata; Actinopteri; Cyprinodontiformes; Poeciliidae. The record is from RefSeq and is a predicted model, not a curated record. Gene Ontology annotation, molecular function: DNA-binding transcription factor activity, RNA polymerase II-specific; RNA polymerase II cis-regulatory region sequence-specific DNA binding. The transcript has a single exon. Gene Ontology annotation, biological process: regulation of DNA-templated transcription; cell differentiation; anatomical structure morphogenesis.